Molecule: messenger RNA, 1592 nt
Organism: Thunnus maccoyii (southern bluefin tuna)
Lineage: Eukaryota; Metazoa; Chordata; Actinopteri; Scombriformes; Scombridae
Gene: ccdc90b
Product: coiled-coil domain containing 90B
Exons: 9
Coding region: 204-920 (238 amino acids)
Cellular component (GO): mitochondrion
Source: RefSeq, a predicted model, not a curated record
UGUCCGACAGUUCCUGAAUGCAGCACCAGGAGGAGCUGGUCCUCCUCCUGGUGGCCUGUAUCCGGUCUGCCAGCACUGUCAGCGGGAUCUAACAGAGCUAACACCCCGUCAGGACCAACUGGAGUCUGUCUCAGUCGGUUCUGUGUUUCAGUGUUUCAGGAAACUUUUCUGUGACUUAUAAACUCUUCAGAACAACUUCCGGCAUGAACGCGCUGCUGCGGCGCUGUCAGCCGCGGCGGGUCUGCACCUGGAGAGAUCUCCAUGUGGGAGCACCCGUGGCGACCUUCGACGUGAGGAAAGUGGAAUUAACACCUCUGGAGCAGCGGAAACUCACCUUCGACUCCCACGCCAUGGUGACGGAGCUGGAGAGCAGCGGUUUUGAGAAGCGUCAGGCGGAGCUCAUCGUUUCAGCUCUGGUCACUCUGACGACAGCGAACAUGGACAUCGUUUAUAAAGACAUGGUGACCAAAUCCCACCAGGAAAUCGCUGUGCUGCAGAUCAUGGCUCAUCUGGACUCCAUCAGGAAGGACAUGGUGAUCCUGGAGAAGAGCGAGUUCGCCAACCUUCGAUCUGAGAACACGAAAAUGAAAAGAGAACUGGAGCAGCUUCGGAACAGACUGACGGAAGAGAGUCAGAAAGUCCGAUCAGAUUCCAGACUGGACAUCAACCUGGAGCGCAGCAGGACGUCUGACAUUUUUACUGAUCAGGAGAAGAAGCUGAUGGAGGCGAGCACAGAGUUCCAUCACAAGAGAGCCGACCUCGUCAACGACAACAUGGAGAUCAACAAGAAGAUCGACCUGCAGGUGGCUUCGCUCAAAACCGUCCUGGAGUCUCACAAACUGGAGACGAUCCGCUACGUCGCAGCGACGUUGUUCUCCUGCCUCGCCAUCGCGCUGGGCGUCUACCGGCUGUGGAGGUGAAGGAGCUUCAUCACAAACACACUCAGCUCGUCUUCAUACUCGACACAAAGUAGUUCCGGUCAAACGUCUUUAAAACGGACGUAGUUUAAAAAACGCAGCUGCUGCUGCUGAGUUCUCAUCAUGUCACAAUUUGAAGUAUGAAGCAGCAUAAAACUAUCUGCAUGGAGAGAAGCUUCUCUGGUGUUUUAUUCUUUGAUUUGGGUGAAUUAACCCUUUAAAAGGACGUAUUUAUAGUUGAUUUUCAGAAAUGUAUUUUACAGUCUUGACAAGAACAAAUUUCUGUGUAAAAGUGAUUUUUUUUAAAAAUGAACUUUGUGUUAUUUUGUGUUUAAUUUAAAUCCACGUCGAUCCAGACUCGUGUUGUUUCAGACGGGAAACGUUCAUCAUGUUUACUAAACUAACUGAUCAUUUACUGACAAUAUGAAGUUAGUUGUUGUUACAGUUUGACUGCAGAUAACGUCUCUGAUAGUUUUUUUUUUUAAGUUUUUUUUUUAAGUCAAAAGAAAAAGAUUGUAACAAAACAUUAAAAAUGUAUUCAGAGUUGUGAAAUUUAAAGACGUUCUUGAGUAAAAAUCUAUAAAACUUUUAUUUUAUUGCUGUUUUUAAAACGAAACGAAGGAACUAAAACUCAAGAAAUAAAACAUUUCUGCUGGAAAACAAUAAACUGUGUUU